UAUAUAAAUAAUCACGACUGGAAAAAUUAUUAUCUAUUCCAACAGAGCUCAGUGAUCACGUCGGUUUGUACGGAAAAUGUUAACAAUUGCUACAAAGUUUAUACUAAUAGCGCUGUUUUUUAACAGAUGCUCGGGCUACGACAUCAAUCCACAAUUUGUUCCGCGAUACCACGUUUACCCGCCCUACGGAUGGAUGAAUGAUCCCAAUGGCUUCUGCAAAUUUGAGAACGAAUAUCACUUGUUCUAUCAAUACAACCCACUAUCUAGCCAAGAGCCUGGAAUAGCCCACUGGGCACAUGUAAAGAGUCCUGAUCUCAUCCAUUGGGAGAAUCUGCCAAUAGCAAUGUACCCAGACCAGCCUUAUGAUAAAGAUGGAGUCUUCUCUGGAAGUGCUAUCAUCGAAAAUGGAACAAUGUAUCUUCUCUACACUGGAAAUGUUAACUUUCCUGGAGGAAACCCUGACCACCAGCAAGUACAAGCUUUAGCAUCAAGUACUGAUGGAGUGAACGUGACCAAGUAUGAAGGGAAUCCUGUUAUCAAAGGGGAAAAAUUUCAACCAAAUAUCAGAGACCCGAAAGUCUGGAAGCACGGUAAUAUUUUUUAUAUGGUUCUUGGAAAUUCUUUCGAUAAUAAUACUCGCGGACGAGCCUUAUUAUACUCGUCGCCCGAUUUAAUAAAUUGGAAAGAACGGUCGGUUUUGGAUUCAUCGGACGGUUCGUUAGGUUAUAUGUGGGAAUGUCCCGACUUCUUUGAAUUGGAUGGAAAAUAUGUACUAUUAUUUUCUCCACAAGGUAUCGAACCUCAAGGAGAUAAAUACAGAAAUCUAUACCAGACUGGUUACAUAGUUGGUCUAUUUGAUUACAAUUCUCAUAUGUUCACACCUAUUACCGAAUUUAAGGAAUUGGAUCAUGGACAUGAUUUCUAUGCUACACAAACCAUUUUGGAUGAAUCGGGACGUAGGAUUGUUAUUGCUUGGCUUGAUAUGUGGGAGCGAAAUUAUCCUGAGCGUGACUUUGGUUCAACUGGACAAAUGACUAUACCUAGGGUGUUAUCACUCACAUCAGACUUAAGACUUAUUCAAAAACCUGUAAAGGAACUUUCUAAUGCUCGCGGCUCACAAUUGUACUCCGGGAGAGCACGAGGUGGUCACACCAUUAAGCUGGACGAGCCUGCUGCUGACAUACAUGUAAGAGCCUCGAGAUUUAGAGACUUCAACUUAGCACUGGUAACUGAUAAUACUACAGUAUUGUUGAGUUAUAGUUACCUCAGAGGUACGGUGACACUCGACCGUGGCGGAGACGAUGGCAUUCGUAGAACACAGUGGAGACCUUCAUGGAAUAAACAGCUAACCUGGCAGAUUCUGGUAGACUCCAGCUCCGUUGAAUUGUUUUGUGGAGAAGGUGAAGUCACUUUCUCCAGUAGAUUCUUCCCUUAUAGUAAUGUGAGUAUCAAAAUUGGUGAAAAUUCAAGCGCUGAAGAGUUGACUGUUUAUAGAAUGCGCCGUACGAUAAAAUUGCCUGAUGGAAGUAAUUAAGUAAUGUCUUCAUUGUAUCGCGUGUUUACACAAACAAUAUAAAUUGCGGCAAAAACUGAUGAUGAUCAAUUUUUGAUGAAAAUAUUGUGCCAGUGACAUAAAUUGUGGAUAAUUGGAACAUUAUGUUUUAUUUGUCACGCUUUUUGUGUUAAUCGUCAUAGUACAUUUGGACCGUGUAUUGGUAUUAUUUUAAACAGUUAAUGAGUAGAUUCUGUUAAAAAACUUUUUGGAUUAUCUUAAUACAUUUCACUAUAGA
Messenger RNA from Helicoverpa armigera (cotton bollworm), 1790 nucleotides. Its product is annotated as sucrose-6-phosphate hydrolase. Gene Ontology annotation, cellular component: cytoplasm. Gene Ontology annotation, biological process: carbohydrate metabolic process. NCBI's taxonomy places the organism in Eukaryota, Metazoa, Arthropoda, Insecta, Lepidoptera, Noctuidae. Gene Ontology annotation, molecular function: beta-fructofuranosidase activity. The record is from RefSeq and is a predicted model, not a curated record. The transcript has a single exon. The coding region runs from base 77 to 1534 and encodes 485 amino acids.